CCUCUUUCUUAUCAUUGUCCACAUUCCCCCGGCCCCGCGUCAUGUUCACAGCCGCCAGUGUUUCUGCUUCAACUCCAGCGAUUCUCCCUAGACCCACGAUACACUCCGCCGUCAGCUGUCAUCAGUGCGACUCCGACCAACGACCCAUGCCGCGACUACACUAUUGACGACUGUUUGCUGCUCUUCUACAGUAGCUAAGCUGCUUUUCUACACCCUUGCAGACGGAGACCUACGUUGCACUAUGAUGCUAUAAGGCCAAAGAUCUUUACCCAACAAUGAGGUGAGCAUAAGGCCAAAUAUCGUUACCCAACAAUGAGCUUACUUCAUCACUUUCACCUCUCAAAUUCUCCUCUCGGACCAAUGAGUAUCAAGGUUGAACUUCAGAAGAUUGGAAUUCUUGGGCUUCAGCUGAUAUGGCAUUUCCUACACUUCAUUGUUAGCGCAUCUUACUUUGUGGUUGGUAUUGCCACAACACUUGAAAGCUAUUUGAUAUCUUGGGGAUUCCCAUGCAAGUACAAGCAUCUUAAUAUAGACAGGGUUCAAUAUCUUGCCAUUGUGGUCGAAAGUGAUGAAGCUUAUAAUACAUUAAAAAUUAUUGAACUUCUGGAAUGGUUGAUAUCGUUGGGCAUUAGAAGCGUUUGCUUGUAUGAUGCUGAAGGGGUGCUUAAACAGUCCAAGGAAAUCAUUUUGAAGAAAGUAAAGAAUGCGUCUGAAUUUCAGGGGAUUGAUGAACCUCUCCAACUAAACAAAAAAGGCAUUACUCUGGAGUUCAUAUCAGCCUCUGAUGGAAAGGAAGCCAUUGCCAGAGCAGCUAAUUUUCUUCUUCAAAAUAAAUGGAGAAAAACCAACAUGAGUGGAGACCAGAAGCAAUGCUUAUCUGAAUCUCAAAUGACCGAGGCUUUAAAAGCAGUUGGUUGUGGAGGGCUUGAUCCUGACCUCAUUUUAGUAUAUGGGCCUACAAGAUGUCACUUUGGGUUUCCUGCCUGGAGGAUCCGCUACACAGAGAUUCUACACAUGGGACCGUUGAAGUCCAUGUUAUAUGGUUCAUUGCUAAAAGCCAUUUACAAGUUUACCAUGGUGCAACAGAACUAUGGUAAAUGAGCUGAAGCAUCGUGUAGUGAUGGAAGACCAAUGAAAUAAGGACAAGAUUUUUCUCAUUUGAACAGUCAUAGAUUUAGUUUUAUGAACCGAAUCCAAGGGUUUUGUCGUUUCAUUACUCUUUUAAUUACUGUAAAGAAUUCAUAAGCAAUAUAGGCAAUUAUAUAAAAUUCACCAACCCUACGCAAUAAAGUUAUUAUUAUUAUUAUCAU
Molecule: messenger RNA, 1310 nt
Organism: Cucumis melo (muskmelon)
Lineage: Eukaryota; Viridiplantae; Streptophyta; Magnoliopsida; Cucurbitales; Cucurbitaceae
Exons: 9
Coding region: 313-1101 (262 amino acids)
Cellular component (GO): endoplasmic reticulum membrane; dehydrodolichyl diphosphate synthase complex
Molecular function (GO): ditrans,polycis-polyprenyl diphosphate synthase [(2E,6E)-farnesyl diphosphate specific] activity
Source: RefSeq, a predicted model, not a curated record